AUGAAUAGAUUUGAUCUUCUUAUACUGCUUUGUUUUUUGUGGUCAUUAUCAUUUGUUGAAACCAAACGACGAGCGUCAUCUCAAUCACAAAACAAUCUAGGAGAUUUUUGUAUACCUGGAACAUGUAUAAGUUUGAACUCCAAUUGUAAACGUGUUGGUGGAAGUGCUUUUCGAUGUGUUUGUAAAGAACAAUAUAUGUCCGUGAAUAAAACCCAUUGCAUUCGAGUGAUUAAUUCAUCGAUUGAUUCAGUGUGUAAAUCAUGCAUUGAACGUGGCGGUAUUUGUUUGGAUGAAGAUUCAGACAAUCAUAUGGAUAGAUGUUUCUGUCAGACUGAUAGUGAUCUAUGCAAUGGUAUUACAACUUCUUCUUCUUUAUCAUCAUCAACAAUCAUAAUGGAAUCUUCAUCGAAAAGAAGUUCUAUCAAUAUUCCGAUGGUUCAGUUACCACCAGAUCGAUCCAGUAAGCAUGGUGAACUUCUACUCGGUCUAUAUGAUAUAACUCAACAACGUACCAUUGAAAAUGGUGAUUCAGUCCUAAUCGGCGAUCGUCUUUUCAUGGAGAUCAAGUAUCGAACAGUUGAACAUGAUUCUGAUCGGCAUCAAAUCAUUGCAGAAAAUUGCUCAAUCGCUUCGAGUGUAUCUGACAACACUGCUAAAUUAGAAAAGCUUUCUUUGAUAACAAACCGUUGUCCAUCGUUAGAUUCUCGUGUCGCAGUACGUUUUCAACGUCUGGAUCCGACACAUCUGAAAAGCACUGUUUUUCAAAUACAAAAGUUCGAAACAACAUCAGUCGUUUAUUUGCGCUGUGCAAUAGCAAUGUGUUCUGGUCGAACGGAAUAUUGUCAAGAACGUUUGUGUCCGGAAACACGACGAACAUCUGCAUUACAUCAACCAUCAUUGCAUGCACUCAAUUCAUCGGUGAUAUUACCGACUGAUUCCGCACCGUUUGAUUAUAUUGACGAAGAUGGUGCAAGCGUUAUUGCACUGCGACGACGACGAAGACGAAGUAGCUUUGAUGAAGAGCAAACAAAGAAGAAAUUAGAGAAACUUAUAUCUGAUCUAACUUGGUCAAUGGAUCAACCAUCAUCGUCUCAAACCGAUCACAUCGACGCAGAGAAACCUGUUCAUUAUGAAAUUCUUCAAAUUCAACAGCAAUUUACUAUCGAAGCACCUCUACCUCAACCGGCACAUAAAUAUCGAGGAGCUUAUGAUGCUUUGUAUGGUCGGACCUCAUUACUCACUCAAGGUGCUCUGGAACGAUCGACAGUCGUUGCGACAAUAUCGAUUAUAUUUAUUAUUGGAAUUUCGAUUUCAUUAUUCGUUGUCUAUCGUGCAUGUUAUAUUGAAUAUGUUCAACGAAAUUAUAGUUCAUCAUCCUUCAAUGGUUUCAAUAAUAGUGGCGAAUCGAUCUAUGGUGGAAUGAGAAGCACUGCACAAGCAUGUCGGUAUGAUAUGGGACGUCGAUCGGAACAACGUUUUGACGAGAGUUUUUUUGUAACUAAUGUUGAACCAUUAGGAGCUUAUCGACGACAAUAUUAA
Adineta ricciae is the source of this 1539-nucleotide messenger RNA. Lineage: Eukaryota; Metazoa; Rotifera; Eurotatoria; Adinetida; Adinetidae. The record is from the annotation of a GenBank genome assembly.